Molecule: messenger RNA, 450 nt
Organism: Rhizopus microsporus ATCC 52813
Lineage: Eukaryota; Fungi; Mucoromycota; Mucoromycetes; Mucorales; Rhizopodaceae
Exons: 3
Coding region: 1-450 (149 amino acids)
Biological process (GO): mRNA splicing, via spliceosome
Cellular component (GO): U12-type spliceosomal complex
Source: RefSeq, a predicted model, not a curated record
AUGUCAGAGCAUUUAGCUGAAGAGUUGAAAGAAAAGAUCAAUCAGCUUUUAAAUGAUGAAUUAUUAAGUGACGUAUCACCUUCACUCUCUGAAAAAGAAAUCGAUUCGCUUAUUGCAGUUGAAAAGGGACAAGCCUUCAGAAUACGAGUUGAACGUGAGCCUUUACGACCGAUCAAUCUUAUUGUUGGACAAUCCUAUAGUGUCAAAGAUAUCAAAAAGCUUAUUCAAGUGACAGUAGAAAGGAUGGAAAAGGAAGAAAAGACUGGCAGGAAGAGAAGAAUUAGUUGGAAAUUCAUUUGGAGAACAUACUGCUUGGUAUUUGAUGGUACAAAGUUAUUAGAUGAUAAUGCUAUUGUCAGUCAACUAGGAAUCAAGCAGCACAGUGUAUUAAAAUUUACGCGAUUACCUCAUCAAAAAGGAAAGCACAGUAAAGCUUGGAAAUGGUAUUAG